This is a messenger RNA of Drosophila melanogaster (fruit fly), 1275 nucleotides long. RefSeq lists its product as uncharacterized. The record is from RefSeq and is marked reviewed. Bases 745 to 1245 code for a protein of 166 amino acids. Gene Ontology annotation, cellular component: membrane. The transcript is spliced from 5 exons. Lineage: Eukaryota; Metazoa; Arthropoda; Insecta; Diptera; Drosophilidae.
CAGUUUAAAGCCAUGACUUCACCUAGACGCGUCUAUUAUGGCCUUUUUCUGGCUUUAAUUUUGUUUUUGAUUCUCACACUCUAUAUUAAUGUUAGCGAAGUUGAUAGAAAACCUGCCAAACGAAGUAACCAGCACACUUUGGAUCCCCUGUACGAAGAAAUCCGGAUUCUUUGCAUGAUACCCUAUAAUUAUAAUAGUCCAGACACUGCCAAAUACGUGAAACGCACCUGGGGAAAACACUGCAAUGUUUUGCUAUUUGUGAGUGGGGAUAUCGAUGGCGAGUUGGAACCCUAUGUGCCUGUGAUUAAUUCCACGGAUACAUGGACUUUGGUCCAACAGGGGCUAAUGCAGGCCUAUCUGUUCUAUGCCGACCAAAUCGAUUGGUUCCUUAGAGUCGAGCCCUCUAGAUUUUAGCCAUCGUUGUUUGCGCCGCACAUUUGCGGCUUGAACUUGGACUUUGUUUGCUUUGCGUGUCCGCGAUUCAUUCAAAAACGGAUCUUGCCAUGUUGUUGACACGGUUUUUCUAAAUGGCAAUUGUUUGCUUGUCGCUCUAUCCGCACUCAAUUUUUUAGAAUAUCCAUAAGACUCACAUCCACCAAUUUGGCUAUUCGUACAUUCGUACAUAUUUGCAUUGCGGCUUUGUAUGCACAGCAGAUGAUCAGUGAUGGAUUUUAUUGAUAUGCAGGAUUUUGCGACGUGAAUAAAAAAUGAGUAUUUUUUGUAGUUUUGGAGAAUCUCCGGUAUAUGAUACACAAAAGGAAAUAUCAACCCAGUCAACCGAUAUAUUUUGGCUACGAGCUCGAGAAUAUUGUUACCCAUGAGUCCUUUGUCCACCAUCAUAGUGGGUAUGUCAUAAGUCGCGAGGCCUUAAGAAGGUAUACGAUGGCGUCGAAGGAUCCUGAGAACAAGGAGUGCACUCAUUGGGAGGGAUAUGUUGAGGGUCUGGAUAUACAUCGGUGCUUGAGAUUUGCUAAUGUAACGGUAGCAGAAAGUCGGGACGAAUUUGAGCACGAGACAUUCCUACCCGUUACAAUGGAUUACCAGUUCUUAAAUGGCUAUGAUACUAUACCCUGGCUGCGUAAAUUAAGUUAUCACAAACGUACAGAGAAAACAGUUCCCAUAUCCAGCCGCGCCAUUUGUUUUCUGGUAGAAUAUCCGCCAGAAAUGUACGAUUACUACUAUUUUGUUUAUCGAUUGAAAAUCUUUGGCACUCCCGUCCGAAACUCCAUAGACUUUAGGCCGUAAUAAAAGACUCACCUCUGGCAGCUGUCGACG